Pichia membranifaciens NRRL Y-2026 is the source of this 3195-nucleotide messenger RNA. RefSeq lists its product as hypothetical. The record is from RefSeq and is a predicted model, not a curated record. The annotation marks the transcript as partial. Gene Ontology annotation, cellular component: histone acetyltransferase complex; ribonucleoprotein complex; cytosol. The transcript is spliced from 2 exons. Lineage: Eukaryota; Fungi; Ascomycota; Pichiomycetes; Pichiales; Pichiaceae. Gene Ontology annotation, molecular function: GTP binding; ribosome binding; GTPase activity. Gene Ontology annotation, biological process: cytosolic ribosome assembly.
UCCUCUGCAAAGUACAAGCAGCUUGUCAAGCAGUUGAAACAAAACAUUGCCAAGCAGGAGAAACUUGAGGACGAGAUAGACACGAUUGAGCACGCCAUCUACAACAAGGAGUCCGUCUACCUUGCGUCCACAGCCAGCAUAAUUAAAGGGUUCGACUCGUACAUGAGCGCAUCCAGCGCUCAUGGGCACGGGCACCGCAGAGAACACGGCCGUGACAGAGACCACAACUACAGCAGUCUGAACAACGGCACCGCCGACUCAAGCACGUUGUCCGACGCCGCCUCUGCUGCCGCCCUUUGGUCAGACAUCAUGAAUCUUUCCCAACAGAAGAUCCACACUCUCCAGCAAAACACGGACAAUAUCCGGAAUAUCUGCAUUUUGGCACAUGUCGAUCAUGGGAAGACCACUCUCUCGGAUUCCCUCAUUGCAUCAAACGGUAUCAUUUCGAGGAAAAUGGCCGGCAAGGUCAGAUACCUAGACUCGAGACCAGAUGAACAGUUGAGAGGGAUUACGAUGGAGUCAUCGGCUAUAUCCUUGUUUUUCAAAACCAUCAACCAGAAGAAGGAGAUUUCCGAAUACUUGAUUAACCUAAUCGAUUCGCCAGGCCACAUUGACUUUUCGUCCGAAGUCUCUAGUGUCUCUCGGUUGUGUGACGGUGCAAUUGUGCUAAUUGAUGUUGUUGAAGGAGUUUGUUCCCAGACGAUAACUGUGUUGAGACAAGCCUGGAUUGACAACUUGAAACCAGUUCUGGUGUUGAAUAAAAUUGAUAGACUCAUAUUGGAGCUACAGCUUACCCCUGAAGACGCAUACGACCAUCUGCAAAGAUUAAUAGACCAAACCAAUACAAUAAUGGCUUCGUUCUAUAAUGGUGAAAUCAUCAACAACCACUCUAACUGGAAUGGUGACGAGAAUACCUGGAUUGAACACUCAGAGGAAGGUAUUUAUUUCGAUCCAAACUUGAACAACGUUAUUUUUACAAGCGCAUUUGACGGUUGGGGAUUCAACCUGAACCAAUUUGCCUCCAUUUUAUCUAAAAAAACUGGAAUUGACUUAGGUGAAUUUGACAACAAGCUUUGGGGAAAUUUUACCCUUGAUAUGAAAAAUAAGAAAGUUGUACCAAUCUCAAAAAAGUCGAAAGCAAAGCCUCUCUUUGUUUCAUUCAUCUUAGACUCAAUUUGGAAAAUGUACAACUCAAUCAAUGAUAGAGACACUGAAUCUAUUUUGAAAAUCACAAAGUCGCUUAAUAUCAAAGUUUCACCAAAGGAGCUAAGCUCCAAAGACUCCAAAGGCCUCACCCAAAUUAUAAUGUCCCAAUUUCUCCCCGUUUCAAGUUCCAUACUAUCGUCCAUCAUUGAUAAAUUACCUUCUCCACGCUCCGCUCAAAAUAUAAAGAUUGAUAGCCUACUGAAAUCAAUCCCUAAUUCAGAAUUGAUUGAUGCACAACUUAAAACUGAUUUGGUUGAGUGUAACAGAAGUGGGAGUGUUUGUGGGUAUAUUUCGAAAAUGCUUUCCAUACCAGAGGAGGACUUACCGGAAAAUCAGCCUGUUGCAGUAUCCAAAGAUGAACUUUUUGAAAGGGGCAGAAUUGCACGUUUAAAAGCCGCCAAGGCUGCAGAACUGGCUGCGAAGUUUGAUUCUGGCAUCAAUAAUAAGGAGUCUGUUGUUGAUGACGAUUCCACUGAAGUCUCAGAUAAAGUUGAAGAUGAAUUCGAUCUUGGGUUUGAGUACGAAGAAGAAGAAGAAGGCAAAUUAGAAGAGGAAGAGAACCAAAAUCUAGAAACUUUGCUUGCAUUUUCUAGAAUCUAUUCUGGCACAAUCAAAAUCAAUGAUACGAUUUCAAUUCUUUCUCCUCUUUUUGAUGUUUCGAAACCUUAUGAUAGUGAAGAAAACAGUAAACACGUGCAUGAAAUCACUGUAGACAAAUUAUAUGUUUUGAUGGGCAGAGACUUGACACCACUUGAAUUUGCUCCUGCUGGUACGAUUGUUGGAUUGAUUUCUUCUUCAUUCAGAGAUAUUUAUUUGAAGACUGGUACCAUCAUCGCGACUGAUAUUAUCAGAAAGAAUAAAGGAAUCAACUUUGCUCAAUCUAUAUCCAUUAUUGAUGUUCCUCCUAUUGUUCGUGUCACUUUAGAGCCAAAAGAAUUGAGAAACAUGGAUAAGCUUAUCCAUGGAAUAAAGCAAUUAAAUCUAGCAGAUCCCUGUGUACGUGGGUACAUUAGUGAGGGAGGUGAGGUUGUUCUUGAGACUGCUGGUGAACUACAUCUUGAGCGCUGCGUGAAAGAUUUAGAGGAAAGAUUUGCCAAAGUUGAUAUCAGUGUCGGAAAACCCAUAGUCCCAUUCAGGGAGACGAUUGUUGAAGAUAUCGAAACUGAGCUGACGAUGGAUCGCUAUAAAAUAACGUUUGCCAUCUCAUUUUGGGACAAUUGGAAUAAGGAUUCAAACAACAAAGAGGAUGAAAAUAGCCAGAUAUUGUUGGAAAAUAAGAAGUAUCAUGACAUUUUAGUUAAAGCCAACGGUGUUACAGACACCAGUCUUGAUGGCUUUUUAAAAAGUGGUUUCUCUCUCGCGAUGAAAGAAGGUUCUUUGAUCAAGGAACCUGUAGAGGGUGUGAAAGUUCUUAUCAAAUCGAUCGAAACAAUUGAACCACACUUUAAUGAGGGAUCGAACGAGACUGAGUCAAGUGAAAGUCCAAGCAUUGUCGCAAGCAAAAGUGAUCAAUACUUGUCCAAGAUCCGUGAUGCUAUUCAGUCAAGUAUGCUGAAAGCUGCUCCUCGUAUCAAAUUAGCAAUGUAUGUGGUUGAUAUUCAAACUUCUGCUGAAUUGCUAGGUAAAGUUUACACUGUGAUUCAAAAGCAACGUGGUAGUAUUUUGUCGGAGGAGAUGAAAGAAGGCACUCCAUUUUUUACUGUCAAAGCCAAACUACCUGUUUUAACCUCUUUUGGUUUUAGUGAAGACAUCAGAAAGAAAACCAGUGGAGGAGCUAUACCUCAGCUUGUUUUCGACGGUUUUGAAACCAAUGAGCAAGAUCCAUUUUGGGUUCCUACUACAGUUGAAGAAUUAGAAGAACUCGGUGAAAAGGGUGAUAGGGAAAACUGGAUUAGAAGUGUGAUGAAUGACGUUAGAAGAAGUAAAGGAUUGUUUGUGGAUGAAAAAGUUGUCGAAAAUGCAGAAAAGCAACGUACAUUGAAAAAAGAU